Messenger RNA from Musa acuminata AAA Group (dessert banana), 1915 nucleotides. Its product is annotated as cytochrome P450 CYP72A616. The record is from RefSeq and is a predicted model, not a curated record. The coding region runs from base 448 to 1737 and encodes 429 amino acids. NCBI's taxonomy places the organism in Eukaryota, Viridiplantae, Streptophyta, Magnoliopsida, Zingiberales, Musaceae. Gene Ontology annotation, molecular function: monooxygenase activity; oxidoreductase activity, acting on paired donors, with incorporation or reduction of molecular oxygen; iron ion binding. The transcript has 5 exons.
UUAUCCCUUCCAUCGCACGCGGCAUGGAAAACCAGCGCCGAUGGCGACGGUCGCGACGACUGGAGUCACGCUACCUCGAGAUCAACCGGUUCACCAUGAGAUUAGCUCGUGCUACAGGAACUAAAUCCACCACCGGGACGCUGCAGCCUUCUCGCGUCUGCCUCCCUGCUGCAGUAUCCCAUGGGGCUUUCUGUGUCGGUGGAGGGGCUGUGGAGCUUGGGAUGGGUGCUGCUCUUGGCCUGCGCGGUGUGGACGCUGAACUGGGCAUGGUGGAGGCCCAGGCGACAGGAGCGCUUGCUCCGGGCGCAGGGACUCUGAGGCACCCCUUACCGCUUCAUCCGCGGCGACAUCAAGGAGGACCGGCGCCUCCUGGCGGAGGCGCUCUCCAAGCCCAUCCCCCUGUCCCACCACAUCAUCCCUCGCGUCGCGCCUUUCCUCCGCGCCGCUAUGAACGAAUUCGGCAAAACAUUCUUUACCUGGUUCGGGCCUGUGCCGCGGGUGAUGAUCAUGGACCCGGAAUUGGUGAGGGAAAUCCUAUCGAACAAGUUUGGUCAUUUUGAACGAGCAAGUCAAAGCCCCCUCGGACGAGCUGUAGCUUCUGGACUUAUAAGCUAUCAUGGGGGAAAGUGGGCCAAACACCGGAGGAUUCUGAACCCUGCUUUCCAUGUCGAGAAGUUAAAGCGAAUGUUGCCGGCGUUCUCUGCUUCUUGUGGUGAUCUCGUCGGCAGAUGGGAGAAUUUGGUCGGCCAGGAGGGAUCCUGUGAAUUAGAUGUUUGGCCUGAUCUCCAAAGCUUCACUGGAGACGUCAUUUCACGCGCAGCUUUCGGUAGCAGCUAUGAAAAAGGUAGACGAAUCUUCCAACUUCAAGUUGAGCUAACUCAACUCGUGUUCCAUGCCAUCCAGAGGGCGUAUAUCCCUGGUUACAGAUUUCUGCCUACCCCACAGAAUAACAGAAUAAAUGCGAUUAAUAGAGAGGUUCGAUCACUUCUACGAGGUAUAAUAAAGGAGAGACAGGAAGCUAUGAGAACUGGUGAAGCAACCAACAAUGACCUCUUGGACUUGUUGAUGGAGUCCAAUUUACAACACUUCCAGGAACAUGGGAACAAGAAUGCCGGGAUGACUUCUGAUGAAGUGGUUGAAGAAUGUAAGCUAUUUUACUUUGCGGGACAAGAGACGGUUUCCACAUUGCUAACAUGGACAAUGGUGGUGCUGAGCAUGCAUCCUGAGUGGCAAGUAAGGGCUAGAGAAGAGGUUCUACAGGCCUUUGGAAAAAACAAACCAGACUUCGAUGGCUUGAGCCACUUAAAGAUUGUGACAAUGAUACUAUAUGAGGUUCUGAGACUAUAUCCACCAGCAAUUCUGAUACAGAGGAUAGCAUACAAGACAAUGAAACUUGGAAACAUAGUUUACCCACCGGGAGUAUUGCUCAUGGUGCCCAUAGUUUUCAUUCACCAUGACCCGGAUCUCUGGGGCAAAGAUGCAAGUGAGUUCAAACCAGAAAGAUUUGCUCAAGGGAUCGCAAAGGCAUCUAAAGACCAAGUUGCAUUCUUUCCGUUUAGCGGGGGCCCUCGGGUUUGCAUUGGUCAGAAUUUUGCGUUGCUUGAAGCAAAAACUGCUUUGUGUAUGAUUCUUCAGCAGUUUUCGUUUGAGCUCUCACCGGCAUAUACUCAUGCUCCGCGCACGUUUGUAACUCUUCAACCUCAACACGGUGCUCAAUUGAGUCUGCACAAACUUUGAAUCAUCUUUAUACAUUGAUCAUUCUGUUGGUCAAGGACUUGGUUGAAAUGAUCGUUGCAUAUGAAAUUGACUAUAGAACAAUCUUGUUGUGUAAUAUAUGGUGAUCAUGUAAAAGUCAUGUACAUAAAUAAAUGCUAAAGAUCAGUUAUAAUGCUAAGUAUGAGACAUUCUAUUUUGA